This is a messenger RNA of Nanorana parkeri, 3262 nucleotides long. RefSeq names its product SKI proto-oncogene (gene SKI). Bases 13 to 2151 code for a protein of 712 amino acids. The transcript is spliced from 7 exons. The record is from RefSeq and is a predicted model, not a curated record. Gene Ontology annotation, biological process: negative regulation of BMP signaling pathway. Gene Ontology annotation, molecular function: RNA polymerase II cis-regulatory region sequence-specific DNA binding; SMAD binding; DNA-binding transcription factor activity, RNA polymerase II-specific. Gene Ontology annotation, cellular component: nucleus. NCBI's taxonomy places the organism in Eukaryota, Metazoa, Chordata, Amphibia, Anura, Dicroglossidae.
CCUUCUUUCCCGAUGAUGGAGACUGUGAGCCGGAGCUUCCAGCCCCAUCCAGGUCUGCAGAAGACCCUGGAACAGUUCCACCUGAGCUCCAUGAGCUCUCUGGGCGGCCCGGCCGCCUUCUCCGCCCGCUGGGCUCAGGACAUUUACAAGAAGGAGAGCGGCAAGGAGCCCGAGCCCAUCCUCCACCUGCCCCCGGUGCAGCAGCCGCCGCCGGUCAUCCCCGGGGGCCCGCUGUUCAUGCCAUCCGACCGCUCGACGGAGCGCUGCGAGACCAUCCUGGAGGGGGAGACCAUCUCGUGCUUCGUGGUCGGCGGGGAGAAGCGCCUGUGCCUGCCGCAGAUCCUCAACUCGGUGCUACGCGACUUCAGCCUGCAGCAGAUCAACUCGGUGUGCGACGAGCUGCACGUCUACUGCUCCCGCUGCACGGCCGACCAGCUGGAGAUCCUGAAAGUCAUGGGCAUCCUGCCCUUCUCGGCGCCCUCCUGCGGCCUCAUCACCAAGACGGACGCCGAGCGGCUGUGCAACGCCCUGCUGUACGGGGGCACCUACCCGCCGCGCUGCAAGAAGGACUUCCCGGGCGCCCUGGAGCUGGAGGUGACCGAGAGGAGCUUCAGGGUCUACCACGAGUGCUUCGGCAAGUGCAAGGGCCUGUUCGUGCCGGAGCUGUACGCCAACCCCAGCGCCCCCUGCAACCUGUGCCUGGACUGCCGCCUGCUCUACGCGCCGCACAAGUUCGUCGUCCACUCGCACAAGGCGCUGGAGAACCGGACGUGCCACUGGGGCUUCGACUCGGCCAACUGGAGGGCGUACAUCCUCCUGGCCCAGGAUUAUGCCGGCGACGAGGAGCAGGCCAGGCUGGGCAGGCUGCUGGAGGAGAUGAAGGAGAUGUUCGACUACAGCAACAAGUACAAGAGGAAAACUUCCAGGAUUCCUUCAGAACCGCCAACUAAAAAGUCCAAAUCAGAAGAUGCCAUCAUCCACUCCCCGAGCUCUGCUGAGAAGGACAAGUCCUCUAGUUGGUUGCGGAAUUUAUCAAACGCCAGCAAAAACAUGGGAUACGUCCACCCUCGCCAGCGCCUGUCUGCUUUUCGGCCCUGGUCCCCUGCCAUUUCUGCAAACGAAAAGGAGAUUCCGACCCAUCUACCCACCCUGAUCCGGGAUAGUUUUUUUUUUUUUUUUUUUAUUAAGAACCUAGUUGCCCCCAAUGUUGCCCUGACACCUCCAACCCAACAGAAAGUCAUCACCAGCCCUCUUUGCGCACCUGCUGUGCCAAGAAGUACUCAAUCAUCAGGUAGCCCUGGUCAGUCUCGAAAACGAAGGCCCACGGCAGAACUUCCUCCAGCACCUGAGGCCCCCACUCCUUCUGUACCAACUCGGGAAGAAGAGAAGGAGUCUGAAACUGAGAUUGAGGUGGAAAGUAGAGAAGAAUUUACUUCCUCGCUGUCUUCGCUCUCUUCUCCUUCCUUCACAUCCUCCAGCUCUGCCAAGGAGUUGAGUUCUCCAGGCAUGCUAGCCCCAGCUGCGGUUAACCAUUCCUUUGAAGCGGCUCCUCACGGGGACUCCAUUAGCAGUGGGCUUGAGGCAGAGCUGGAGCACCUACGGCAAGCCCUGGACAGUGGUCUGGACUCCAAGGAAGCCAAAGAGAAGUUCCUUCAUGAAGUAGUUAAGAUGAGAGUGAAACAAGAAGAGAAAUUAAAUGCUGCGUUGCAGGCCAAAAGGAGCCUUCAGCAGGAGCUGGAGUUCCUCCGUGUCGCCAAGAAAGAGAAGUUGAGAGAAGCAACGGAGGCGAAACGCAACUUGCGGAAGGAAAUUGAACGGCUCAGAGCGGAAAACGAAAAGAAGAUGAAAGAGGCAAACGAGUCACGGUUACGCCUGAAGAGAGAGUUGGAGCAAGCCAGACAGAUUAGAGUGUGCGACAAGGGCUGCGAGGCUGGACGGAUACGCGUUAAAUAUUCUGCCCAGAUAGAAGAAUUGCAAGCGAAACUCCAGCAAGCAGACGGCGACAGAGAGAAGCUGCGGACAGAUCUUGCACAUGAGCGAGAAGCCAGAGAACACUUGGAAAAUGUUGUUAAAGAUCUACAGGAACAACGCUGGGCUAAGCCCAGUAGCCUUUCCAGCAGCGAACACACACGAAAAGACAUUGAAAACUAAAGCAAAAAACAAAAAAUUCUAUAUGAAGCAAAAAAACGUAUCUAUUCAUAUACAGAAUUCUACGUAUAUGCACAGGAAGAGGAGGAUGUUGCCCCGAUGUAUGCAUGAAUAGGUGCAUGUGUGAGUGUAUGGAGUGUGCGCCCUGAGCUCACACAAAUUAUUACGAACUUUAUAGAGUCCGAGAGGAAGGGAAAAUGUUACCCUGUACAACAGAAGCACUGAACUUUGCCUCUUUAGAACCCACACAGCACAACAUCUUACUGUGCCUCAGACAGAGUGUUUAUAAAAUGGAGUCACUUCGGCUCUCAAGUGAAAUUUGUUUCUUUUUUUUUUUUGUACAUGUCAACUACAAGAGAACAGCAAGAUUCGACAGUCAAGAUUAAAAAAGGAAAAAAAAAAAGCAAGCAUUAUCAGUUCUUUUAAAUUGUUCUUAAGCUUGCCUGAAACACUUUGAGAUUUACAUUUUCUUAUAAGCUAUUUAAUAUAAAGAUAUAUUAAAUGACAAGGACAAUAUAAAGACUCUAUUGAAAAUGGGGAGGGGUAAAAACAAACAGAUUUUUGUAUAACAAAACUGAAACUUUGAUGCACAAUUUUAACUGACGUUACAGGCUUUUUGGGGUUUAUUAAAAAAAGAAAAAAGAAAAAAAUGGCCCUGUGUCCCCUACUCCUGAACCUGCACAUCCCCAAUCUCAACACCGUUCACGUCGACUGUGCAAUGUAUUGGUAGCAAGCCAUCAAUAUUGAAAUAAGACUCUUCUGCAUCAAGUGGCUUCUCCUUCAGAUCUUAUCUGGAAAUAUUCGGUGUACUCCAUCUUGGUGUUUAUUUUUUAUUUGUUUUGUUUUUUUUAACCUAUAUAUAUAAAUAUAUAAAUAUAUGUAUAUUUUUUUUAAUUUUUUUUUUUUUAUUUUUGUUAACAGAGAAUGUUUUAUCUGUACGCAUGUAGGAGAGGCUAAAAGACAGACAGAAAAAUCAAAACUAACGAAUAAAAAAACAAAACAAAUUGUAUAGCCGUACUGACCAGUGUUUUUACAUCCCAUCAUAUUGGAUUGAGAUCUUUGGGUGUAUACAUAUAGAUUGAGCUCAUCGCACAGGGGGAGAGAUCGGAACAGA